Molecule: messenger RNA, 2577 nt
Organism: Cyprinus carpio (common carp)
Lineage: Eukaryota; Metazoa; Chordata; Actinopteri; Cypriniformes; Cyprinidae
Product: extracellular calcium-sensing receptor-like
Biological process (GO): G protein-coupled receptor signaling pathway
Cellular component (GO): membrane
Molecular function (GO): G protein-coupled receptor activity
Source: RefSeq, a predicted model, not a curated record
GGCAUGGCAAAGAGGACUGUGUCACUGCUGCAACUGCUGCUGGUGGUGUAUGGGGUCUGUGUGCCUGCAUCAGCACAAAUCUGCAGACUACUUGGUCAGCCUGCCCUUCCUCUACUUUCUGCGCAAAAAGACAUCAAUAUUGGGGCAAUUUUUUCAUUUCACAAAAGUGCUCUGCUGAAGAUCCAGCCUUUCACUUCCAAACCAAAGCCAACAACAUGUGGCAGCUUCAACAGCUUACGUGGGUUUAAGUAUGCUCAGACACUAAUUUUUACCAUUGAGGAGAUUAAUAACAGCACACAGCUGUUGCCUGGUGUUUCUUUGGGCUAUAAGAUAUAUGAUUCCUGUAGCUCUAUAUCUCAAACUGUUCUGUCAGGCAUGUCUUUAAUGAAUGGUUAUGAAGAGACUCUGAGUGAUACAUCCUGCUCUAGACCACCAGCUGUUCAUGCCAUUGUUGGAGAAUCAAACUCCUCUCCCACCAUGGCACUGGCUUCUUUAGUUGGUCCUUUCAGCUUACCUGUUAUUAGCCAUUUUGCCACAUGUGCAUGCCUGAGUAACAGAAAAAGGUUUCCAUCCUUCUUCAGAACAAUACCCAGUGAUUAUUAUCAAAGCAGAGCUCUGGCUCAGCUUGUCAAACACUUUGGCUGGACCUGGGUUGGGACAGUGAGGAGUCGUGGGGACUAUGGUAAUAAUGGUAUUGCAGCAUUUGAGGAGGCUGCAAAACAAGAGGGGAUUUGUAUUGAAUACUCAGAGGCCAUAUUAAGCACCGAUCCAAAGGAGCAGUUUUUAAAGACACUAGAAGUGAUAAAGAAGGGCACCGCCAGGGUAGUGCUGGCUUUCGUUGCAGUGGGAGAUUUUGUUCCCCUCUUAAAUGUAAUAGCCCAACACAACAUCACAGGGAUACAGUGGGUUGGCAGUGAAUCCUGGAUCACUUAUCGAACAUUUGCAGAAACAAAAGAAUACAGUUUCCUCUCUGGAGCUGUGGGUUUUGCUAUAGCAAAUGCUAAACUUGUGGGCCUGCGAGAGUUCUUAGUAAAUGUGCAUCCUAAUCAAGAACCAAACAAUGAACUUUUAAAAGAAUUCUGGGAAACAGUUUUUCAGUGCUCUUUUAGGAGCAACAGUAGUGGUGGCUGUACUGGCUCAGAAAAACUGGCAGAGCUGCAAAAUGAAUAUACUGAUGUAUCAGAGCUACGGAUAGUAAAUAAAGUGUACACUGCAGUGUAUGCUAUUGCACAUACACUACACAAUGUAUUAAAAGACUUGAGAUCCUCUACCAGCAGCAGCAAAGGAGAACGGCCUACGCCACAAAAGGUGUUGGAUUAUAUGAGGGAUGUGAGAUUCACUGUUAAAACAGGUGAAGACAUCUUCUUUGAUGUAAGCGGUGAUCCAGCAGCGAAAUAUGACCUUAUUAACUGGCAGCCUGCUGAUGAUGGAAGUUUGCAGUUUAAGUAUGUGGGCUUCUAUGACAGCUCACUGCCUUCCGAACAGUGUCUUCGAGUCAUCCAGGAACACAUGAUAUGGGCAGGGAACAGUAGGCAGUUCCCUGUGUCCGUGUGCAGUGAGAGCUGCCCCCCAGGUACUAGAAAAGCUGUGCAAAAAGGGCGACCUGUUUGUUGUUAUGACUGUAUUCCAUGUGCAGAAGGAGAAAUAAAUAAUGAAACAGAUUCUAGUGACUGCUUUCCUUGUGAUUUGGAGUACUGGUCGAAUGAAGGCAAAGACAAAUGUGUAUUAAAAGUGGUUGAAUUCCUUUCCUAUACAGAAAUCAUGGGGAUGGUGCUUUGUAUUUUCUCUUUCUUUGGGAUGUUAUUGACAGCAAUUGUAUCUUUUCUGUUUUAUCUUCAUAAAGAAACACCUAUUGUCAGAGCCAACAACUCAGAGCUGAGCUUCUUGCUGCUCUUCUCACUCUCACUGUGUUUCCUUUGUUCACUUACUUUCAUUGGUCAGUCCACUGAGUGGUCCUGUAUGUUGCGUCACACAGCGUUUGGGAUCACUUUUGUCCUCUGUAUCUCCUGUGUUUGGGGUUAAAAAACAAUGGUGGUCUUAAUGGCUUUCAGGGCUACACUUCCAGGAAGUAAUGUCAUGAAAUGGUUUGGGCCUCUUCAACAGCGACUCAGUGUUGUUUCAUUAUCAUUAAUACAGAUGAUUAUAUGUGUGCUUUGGUUAACGAUAUCCCCACCUUUUCCUUAUAUGAAUUUGAGCUAUUAUAGAGAAAAGAUCAUCCUAGAAUGUAACUUAGGUUCAGCUCUUGGCUUCUGGGCUGUUCUGGGUUAUACUGGCCUGCUAUCAAUCUUGUGUUUUAUUUUAGCUUUUCUUGCUCGGAAUCUCCCUGAUAAUUUCAAUGAAGCCAAAUUCAUAACAUUUAGUAUGCUCAUAUUCUGUGCUGUAUGGAUCACAUUUAUCCCAGCUUAUGUCAGUUCUCCUCGAAAAUUUACUGUAGCCGUGCACAUAUUUGCUAUUUUAGCAUCAAGUUUUAGUUUACUCUUUUGCAUAUUUGCUCCAAAAUGUUACAUCAUUUUGCUAAAACCAGAGAAAAACACAAAGAAACAAAUGAUGGGAAAAUCUUCAUCUAAAGCUCUUUAA